Molecule: messenger RNA, 1683 nt
Organism: Schistosoma margrebowiei
Lineage: Eukaryota; Metazoa; Platyhelminthes; Trematoda; Strigeidida; Schistosomatidae
Source: the annotation of a GenBank genome assembly
AUGAGACCCUACGAAGAUUGCAUUAUUUCAAAAAGAAUACGCGCAAUAAAUGAUCUAGUAAUUUCUUAUCCGGUGCUGAUGCCCUUAAUCCAAGCUACUUUAUCGUUUGUUGUAGAACUACGAGAUUUUCAUAAUAUUGAUCUCUACCAUCGUGGCUAUUACCAAGUUCGUACUCACUUAAAAACAGGUGUACAGACAACAGGGACUACUGGAUCUAACAAUGGUAAAUCGCCGGCCUUUGUUGAACCGCCAUCCCGUUGGGAACGAGCUAGUACACGAUUUAAAGUGCCAGAAGCUGUAAAAGCCAGUUAUAUCGAGCCGAGUGUUUCUGUUCCAGCUUACACACCAGACAAAGCAUGUAGUAAAACAUUGUUGAUCAUGUAUCGAGAUGAAUCGGCAAAGUUAUGUGAUGUGUUUGAACAGAGGGUAUUGGUCCAAGUUGAUCCGAUCAAUUUAGAGGAGUCUUUAAUAAGAAACGAUCUUUUCCUAUGCGUUGAGCUAUGGUUUGUCGAAGACCCACUUGACAGACCCUUUGCUCCUGAAUUUCUGACUAAGGUAUGUGAGCGUCAACUACGUAUUCAUUUAACACCAUCUCGUGGACUUCACUAUCAUUUCACCGUAUUCUUCGAUUAUUUUCAUUUAUGUGCUAUUGAAUUAGCAAUUUAUGGAGCAUUAACAAACAUCACUUCAAGUAUUAUUAGUUGGCCAAAAUUUUCACCACAUAAUACACCCUUACAAACAAACAACCAAAUAAUUAGUUUAGCUCAACAAACAUGGCAUGGUAUCACUUGCAGUAUCAAACAGCCUAACAGACGUCAUUUUGCACUUGCUAUUCAUCGACAUCUUUGUCAAAUAUUAUUAGCGGCAAGAGAAUCCAUGUUAUUAUUUUGGCGUGAAAGUCUUCCGUAUUUACCUUCAUAUAUGAGACCACGUAUUGAACCUGUUGACUUUCAAAGUAAAUUGGAUUCACUUGUACAAACAGCUCAAAGCCUAGAAACAGAUGAUGAUUUAGCGAAUCAACUUUCAUUUGAUAUUGCUCGUCUCUCGUCUCAAAAUACUGUUCUAUUUAAACAACUAUGUAAAUCUGUCACCUUACAAUCCAAGUUGGCUGCUUUUUUACGUCGAAGGUUUCAUCAAAUUCGUAUGAAACGAUUGGCUGAGGCAUUUUUUUGUCAAGAAUUAUCACUUGUCAAUUUACUAGCUAUUUAUGACUCAAGUGUUGUAGGACAUGAAUCACUUGCUAAUGAUGUUCGCCAAUCAGUUUAUUUUCAAAAACUUCCAACUUUACCAGUUACCUGUCGUGAGUUAGACGGUGAUGUUACUAAUCUACCGAUUAUCUUCGAAGACAUCUUUUUACCACAUAAUAAUAAUAACAAUAAUAAUAAUAAGACAAAAUCAUUGAAUUUAUCUCAACCAAUUAAUGGUAAUAAUAAUAUUGAAAUAUAUACAACCAACGCACCAAAAACAAAAUAUACAUCAAUGGAGUUAUUGUUAACUCAUAAAUCCCCAUCUACCAUUGAUGAUGAUGCAUUUACACCAGUAAAAACUCGUUCAGAUGAUAAUGAGUCCGGUAUUUAUAUGGAAGAAGAUGCAGUGGGAGUAGGAGUAUUAUCAAAGACUGCAACUAGAAAUAAGUCAACUGAUUUAUCUAGAUGUGACACAACACCAGGUAAAUGGAUUUAA